Strongylus vulgaris is the source of this 864-nucleotide messenger RNA. The record is from the annotation of a GenBank genome assembly. Lineage: Eukaryota; Metazoa; Nematoda; Chromadorea; Rhabditida; Strongylidae.
CUGCAAAAUGUUGAGGGCCGACUAUUGGUUUUUGAAUCUGGUAAAGGGUCAGAGCGAACCCAUUUGCGAUUGGUGCAUGAGAAAGAAAUACGUGGCGCACCAUUCAGUAUGGAUGUACUCAAUGGCAAACUUAUUGUCGCUAUAAACAGCUCUGUUCGAUUGUUUGAAUGGACUUCAGAAAAGGAAUUACGGCUGGAAUGUUCGCAUUUCAAUUACAUUACGGCAUUAUUUAUUAAAGUGAAGGGUGAUCAAGUACUGGUGGGAGAUCUUAUGCGAUCCAUGACGAUUUUGAAUUACAAGGCCGUUGAGAGCACAUUUGAAGAAGUUGCUAAAGAUUUUCGCGGAAUGUGGAUGUCUGCAGUGGAGUUCAUCGACGCAGAGACUGCACUUGGAGCUGAAGCUGCUCACAACCUUUUCACAUGCGAAAUAGACAGGGGAGCGGACAAUGCUGACGAGAAAAGAAGGCUCGCAGAAGCAGGAAUGUUUUAUCUGGGUGAAAUGGUGAACGUUUUUCGAAGAGGAUCGCUUGUUUCCAGCCAUGUGGACAACCCUCUGCCGAUUGAGAAACCAAUACUUUUUGGUACCAUUGACGGCACUAUUGGACUUAUAGUCCAGCUCCCCGAAAAAUAUUUCAAAUUUUUCUCCGAAGUUGAAAAAGGUGUGGCUAGAGAAACUGAUAACUGUAUGAGGAUUGAUCAUGCUGUUUAUCGCCAGUUCACUAGUGAGAAAAUUGUAGAUAAGGCCGUCGGGUUUGUGGAUGGAGAUCUAGUCGAGUCUUUGCUCGAUAUGCCUCACGAAACAGCUGCAGCAGCAUUGGCUGGCAUACAACGACCAGUUACAAAAUCUUUCCUUACGUCACGGUAG